Schistocerca cancellata (South American locust) is the source of this 1850-nucleotide messenger RNA. RefSeq names its product homer protein homolog 2 (gene homer). The transcript is spliced from 10 exons. The record is from RefSeq and is a predicted model, not a curated record. Gene Ontology annotation, molecular function: G protein-coupled glutamate receptor binding. Gene Ontology annotation, cellular component: dendrite; plasma membrane; cytoplasm. Gene Ontology annotation, biological process: G protein-coupled glutamate receptor signaling pathway; regulation of store-operated calcium entry. The coding region runs from base 69 to 1577 and encodes 502 amino acids. Lineage: Eukaryota; Metazoa; Arthropoda; Insecta; Orthoptera; Acrididae.
AAGAAGUGGUUCCACUGUUGAAAAUGGUAGUGGCGUUUAUAGUGUCUAAAUUGUGUUAAACAGUGUAAAUGACGACGGGAACAGACGAAAUGGGAAACUGCGACGUCAUGGGGAUGAAUCACUCCUGCAUGGUAAAUGAGGACAUGCGGAGCGAUAUUAAAAGCACAGACAUACAUUGCUGUCGUGAGCAGCCGAUCUUCUCGUGCAAGGCGCACGUCUUCCACAUCGACCCCAAGACGAAGCGCUCGUGGAUCUCGGCGUCCAGCGCGGCGGUCAGCGUCUCCUUCUUCUACGACUCGACGCGCAGCCUGUACCGCAUCAUCAGCGUCGAGGGCACCAAGGCGGUGAUCAACAGCACCAUCACGCCCAACAUGACGUUCACCAAGACGUCGCAGAAGUUCGGGCAGUGGUCGGACGUGCGCGCCAACACUGUCUACGGCCUGGGCUUCUCGUCCGAGGCGGAGCUCAACAAGUUCAUCGAGAAGUUUCAGGAGGUGAAAGAUGCGACUCGUCUGGCAGCAACCAAAGCUCUGGCCAAUGGUGCUGCAACAGGUGCGACACCUGUCACCUCUGCCAACGCGUCCCCCGUCACUGCCAGGGCCUGUGCCACAGCCUCCGCUGCUGCCGGGUCCCACGCUCACCCUAUUGGGGACGGCCCGCUGCUGGAACCGCCGGCCUCCUCCAACCCUGGGUCCGGAUCCACAGUCAACUCCAUGGCGGUUGCAGCACCGCCAAGUGCAGUAGUGGCUGCGGCGCCCUCGUCCGGACCGGUGAACAGUGGCCACAACCAGAGCCAUAACCAGAGUCACAACCAGAACCAGAACCAGAACCAGGUGGGCGACACCAAGAGCCACCAGCGCACCCAGUCCCUGCCGGGGGGCGGCGGCGCCCUGCAGGCAGGAGAGAGCCCCAAACAUCAGCCAAAGUCUGGAGAUAAGAGCCCGGCUCCUGUGUCUGCAGCAACACCCGCCAUUGCUAACCUGCCUCCAGAAGCACAACUUAAAUAUGAAAAUGAUAGGCUGAAGCUUGCUCUAGCACAGAGUUCUGCUAAUGCGAAGAAGUGGGAGGUGGAACUCGCAACUCUGAAGAGCAACAAUGUCAGAUUAACAAGUGCCCUCCAGGAAAGCACAGCAAAUGUUGAGGAAUGGAAGCGGCAGUUGCAUUCUUACAAAGAAGAAAACCAGAGGAUUAAAACUAAGUACAUAGAGCUUGAAGCAGCAAAAGGAAAUGCUGAUGCUGCAGCAGAACUGCGAAAAGAACUACAAGCUCUAAGGCAACGAGUGGAGACCUUGGAACAUGAGUUGAAAGUGAAAGAUGAUGAAGUGAAGCGCCUCGGAAAGCAGCAGGCUGCACCUGACCAACAGUCACGCUCCCAGGACGAACGUAUCAAGAACCUACAGCAGGAAAACGCUGAGCUGCAGGCGGCUGUGUCGCUGGCACAGGCGCAGCUGGAGACGGCGCUCGCAGCCCAGGAGUCACAGCGCCGUGUACUGGACACACUGAAUGCGCAGCUGGCGGCACAGCUGGCUGAGCUGGCUGGCAUCCACCGUGAGAUUGCCACCGCCCUGCAGACCUGAGGGCAGCCCCCCGCGGCCCCCGCCCCCCCGAGGCACCCCCACUGGUCCUCCGUCUGACGCCGGGCUCCUGGGGGAGGCGACCGGCAUCUGGCUCUGGAGCUGGAACUGGGACUGGGUGUGGAAGACGGACGCCGGCAAUAACGACAUUUCCGUGUUACAGUUUAUUUUUGAGGGAAAAGUGUUAUUGAGCACUGGAAGAUUAAAAACACAGAUAACCUACUACAUUGUUUAGUGAUAAAAUAAUUUUUUGUUUUUACAAAUCCAAAUGGCAUC